Messenger RNA from Impatiens glandulifera, 664 nucleotides. Its product is annotated as 18.1 kDa class I heat shock protein-like. Gene Ontology annotation, biological process: protein folding; response to salt stress; response to heat. The transcript has a single exon. Lineage: Eukaryota; Viridiplantae; Streptophyta; Magnoliopsida; Ericales; Balsaminaceae. The coding region runs from base 38 to 514 and encodes 158 amino acids. The record is from RefSeq and is a predicted model, not a curated record.
UACAAACAAUUUCUAUUGUUCGUCAAUCUAUUAAUUAAUGGCGCUAAUUCCAAGCAUUUUCAGCGGUCCAAGAAGCAACAUCUUCGACCCCUUUUCAAGUCUCGACAUCUUCGAGGGUUUCCCUUUCUCGAGUUCAGUACUGGAUAAUGUUCCGUCCUCCGCCCGAGAGACCUCAUCCUUCGCCAAUGCAAGGAUCGACUGGAAGGAGACAGCGGAGGCGCACGUAUUCAAGGCCGAUCUGCCUGGGCUGAAGAAGGAGGAGGUGAAAGUGGAGUUGGAAGACGGAAAGGUUCUCCAGAUCAGCGGCGAGAGGAGCAGAGAGCAGGAGGAGAAGAACGAGAAGUGGCACCGACUUGAGAGGAGCAGCGGCAAGUUCCUCCGCCGCUUCAGGCUGCCGGAGAACGCCAAGGUGGAACAGAUCAAUGCUACUAUGGACAACGGCGUCCUCACGGUCACUGUACCCAAGGAGCCGGAGAAGAAGCAGGAGAUCAAGACAAUCGACAUCUCCGGCUGAAACAAAAAUUCAUUCAUAUGUUGAGUAAUUAUAUCUAUAGUAUUUUGUUUUCUUUUCUUUUCUUUUGUGUGCAAAUAAAGUAUCAAUAUGUCCUGUGUAAUGUCUGUGAGGCGAGCUGCAGAAUUAAUAUAUAUUAUCUCUCUAAUUAUC